GACUGUAUUUCUUUACCUGCUGGACUAAACGCUACCAUGAACCUGUCUGCUGUUCUGCUGUUUCUCAUCGCCAGGGUCUGUGCGGAAAGUCUAGAGGGGCCAACAGCUGGCUGCACGUUUGAGGAAGACUCCGACCCCAGCCUCUGUGAAUACAGACAGGCACAGGAAGAUGAUUUUGAUUGGCAGCUUGUACGGACCUAUAGCUGGCCGCACAUGACCUCUGACCUUAUACGAGGCUCCUACAUGAUGGUGAACUCUUCUCAGUAUGGCGCUGGACAGCGGGCUCAGCUCAUGUUACGUCCGCUGAGUGAGAACGACACACACUGUGUGCAGUUCAGUUAUUUUCUGUACAGCCGUGACGGACACAGUCCCGGGGGCCUGAGUGUGUAUGUGCGAGUAAACGGUGGCUCAAGGGGAAAUGCCGUAUGGAAUGUGUCCGGCUCUCAGGGGCGGCAGUGGCAUCAGGUGGAGCUGGCUGUCAGCACAUUUUGGCCCAGCGAGUACCAGAUCGUUUUUGAAGCCACAGUCUCAUCCGAGCAGAAGGGAUACAUCGCCCUGGAUGAUAUAGUGCUGUUAAACUACCCCUGCUAUAAAGUGCCUCAUUUCUCCAGACUUGGGGAUGUGGAGGUGAACGCGGGGCAGAACGCCACAUUUCAGUGUGUGGCAACCGGACGAUCUGCUAAGACUGAUCCCUUCCUGAUGGAGAGGCGUAACGGUGUUUUGAUGUCACCAUACUCAGUGACUUCAUCAGUAGGAGAGCGUCGAUUGGUUGCAUGGUUUCAGGUGGGCGGAGCCCAACGUGGAGAGCAGGACCUCUACCGAUGCCUCACUCAGUCAACAUAUGGAGCUGCAGUGUCAAACUUUGCAGAACUAAUCGUCAGAGUCCCGCCCACACCGAUAGCUCCACCCCAGCUGCUGCGCUCUGGCCCCACAUAUCUGAUCAUCCAACUCAACACUAACUCUAUAGUGGGCGAUGGGCCGGUGAUCCGCAGAGAGAUUGUGUACAGGGCCAGUCAUUCGCCAUGGUCUGAAACACACGGAGUCAACUCACUAACGUAUAAAGUCUGGCACCUGGAACCUGAUACAGAGUAUCGCAUCAGUGUUCUUCUCACCCGGCCUGGAGAGGGUGGAACCGGUCCGCCAGGACCCCCGCUGGUCAGCAGAACCAAGUGUGCAGAGCCCAUGCGUCCCCUCAAAGGUUUGACGGCUUCAGAGAUUCAGUCCCGUCAGCUGCUCCUGCAGUGGGAGCCGGUGGGAUACAACCUGACGCGCUGUCAUACGUACUCCCUGUCGCUGUGCUACCGCUACUCCACUGCUACUGGGGGCGGAGCUGGCGGAAAUAACGCCACGGUGAGGGAGUGUCUGUCGGUGGAGGGGAACACCUCCCGCUUCACACUUCGGGAUUUACCACCAUUCCAUGCCGUUCAUGUGAGGCUGGCUCUGGCCAAUCCAGAGGGCAAGAAAGAGAGCCGAGAAGUGACCUUUCAGACGGAGGAAGACA
Rhinichthys klamathensis goyatoka is the source of this 1501-nucleotide messenger RNA. It is a transcript of the gene ptprua, whose product is annotated as protein tyrosine phosphatase receptor type Ua. The transcript has 8 exons. Gene Ontology annotation, molecular function: protein binding. Gene Ontology annotation, cellular component: membrane. The annotation marks the transcript as partial. The record is from RefSeq and is a predicted model, not a curated record. NCBI's taxonomy places the organism in Eukaryota, Metazoa, Chordata, Actinopteri, Cypriniformes, Leuciscidae.